This is a messenger RNA of Nerophis lumbriciformis (worm pipefish), 4545 nucleotides long. The record is from RefSeq and is a predicted model, not a curated record. Lineage: Eukaryota; Metazoa; Chordata; Actinopteri; Syngnathiformes; Syngnathidae.
UCUUUCCAUUGCUGCCGAAACCAGACACGCACAAGUCGGACAAUAACAGAAGAGUGGACAGAGAAAUACAUCACAAUGUCUUACAAGCUUUUCAGGGCAACCUUCUUCAUGUUGCUAUAUUCAGGUCUUUGCUGUGGAGCGGGCAUAAUCCCGCUUGACUUACUUCGUGGGACAGCCGGACAGAGUGUCACCUUCGAGACAUCUCUAAAACCGACACCUGAACCGUUUAUGGCUCUGACUUGGAGCUUCAACGUUACCCACAGUAUCAUAACGUCAACCAGCGUGGAUGUGGAGGGACCGGGCUAUGAGGGCCGAAUCAGCCUGGAUAAGAGCACCGGAUCUUUGGUGCUCAGGAACCUGACCGAGGAAGACAGCGGGGAAUAUGAGUUAAUCAUCAUCCCAUAUGGCGCCGAGGCAAUUCAUGGACAUGUUAACUUGGAGGUGCUGAGUGAAGUGUCCAUACCAAAUAUGGCCUGUCCUACUGAAAUCUUGAUCGAAGGUAAAAGCUCUGUCAACUUAACCUGCGAUGCCAAAGGCAUUGUAUUAGACAGAGAGUGGAAGAAAGAUGGCAAGCCUCUGCAGCCUGGGGACACGGUCGUUUUUUAUGAUGGCGGCAGAGUGUUAUCCAUCAGUCCCGUGGACAGGCGAGACUCUGGAGUGUUUCUCUGUAAAGUCAGUAAUUCCAUCAGCUUUGAUACCGCCAAAUGCAAACUGAAGGUCUUUUACGGGCCUGAUGAAGCGAUAAUCGAUCAGGAUCCGGUUGGCGCGGAGCUUGAGGAGAGCGUCGAUCUGCGCUGCUCGGCCGAAUCACUGCCAAAGGCUACAUUCUCCUGGAAGUUCAAGCGCAGUGUCAUGUACGGUCCUGAGUACUACAUCGAGGAGAUGGGAAAGCGGCACUUGGGGGAGUACACCUGCACGGCGCAUAACGGAAUCACUGGUCUGGAGGCUUCUGCGGUCCACACAUUGCGGGGAUCAAGUUAUGGAGCGGGAGUGCUCCCCGACAGUCUUGUUGCAAUCGUAGGAGAAACGGUGAUGUUUAACACAACGUUGACUCCACCGCCAAACCCAUACCUGGUUAUCACUUGGGGAGUCUUGGAUAUUUCUGGUGCCACUACUAAUGUAAUAACAUCAAGCAGCACGAAUGUGACGUCGCCGGCAUAUAAAGACAGGAUCACCCUCUUUACUCAAACUGGAUCUCUGGAGCUGAGGAACGUGACCCUGAGAGACAAUGGAGACUACAAAGUCGCCAUCAUACCAGCUGGUGCAGCUCACCAGGGAGGACAAUGUAGACUUCACAUACAAGAACGGAUCACCAAUGUGGUCUUGGUUCCAAACACCACUGACUUACUGGAGUCGACCAGCUCUGUCACUAUGACUUGCUCCUUCUCUACUGGAUCAGGACUUUCAUUCCUUUGGUUUAAUGGCAGCUCUGAGAUUACAGCCAGCGACAGAGUUCAGCUCACUGAUGGAGGCUCCAAGCUCACCAUAGUCGGUGUGACACGCUAUGACCAGGGACCGUUUAGGUGUCUCGUGUUUAAUCUAAUCAGUAAUGGCACCAGCAAUCCAGUCAACCUCUUCAUCAGCUAUGGCCCAGAAAACAUCCGUUUGACUACAUCACCGUCACUAGAAUACUUCAAAAAAGGGUCGAACAUCGGACUGUCCUGCUCCGCUUCAUCCAGACCUCCUGCAUCGUUUCAGUGGUUUCUCAAUGGUGACCCUUUGUCCGCUACUGGACCGCUGUUAGGACUUACAAACGUUCAGGAAAACCAGAGCGGGAACUACAGCUGCCAUGCCUCCAAUAACAAAACUCAGAAAUAUCAAACUCGGAUCUCAGCUAUUACUAUAGUGGCACCAAUUUCCUCUGUAGAGAUCAAGGCUAAUGCCACUGACAUUUUAGAAUUCGGUGGUUCCGUCAGCCUGUCCUGCUCCACCACUGGAUCCUUGGCCUCGUUCCUCUGGCUGAACAGCAGUUCAGAAGUCACAGCCAGCGAGAACGUUAAAAUUACGAAUGGAGGUUCAAUGCUCACCAUAGUCAACGUGACUCGCUAUGACCAAGGGCCUUUCAGGUGUCAUGUGAUCAAUCCGAUCAGUAAUGGCACCAGCAAACCAGUCGCCCUGUCUAUCAUCUUUGGGCCAGAGAAUAUUAAUUUGAUAAGCUCUCCGUCCCAAGAACAAUACGACGAAGGUUCGGACAUUAGCCUUGUGUGCUUGGUUGACUCAGGCCCUCCCCCACUGUUCCGUUGGUUCCGAAAUGGAGACCUGCUGUCCUACGCUAGACCGGAACUACAACUUUUGAACAUUCAUCUGGAUCAGAGUGGAAACUACAGCUGUCAGGCCUUUAACAACAAAACUCUGAGGAAUCAAACAUCGGCGCCUAUAGCAAUUUCUGUGACAAGAUCAGAAAUCUCCAAUGUGGUGAUCAUUCCCAGCACCACAGAAGUGGGAGAGUUCAGCAGCUCAGUCAGUCUUUCCUGCUCUUGUAGUGGAUCUUUCCCCAGUUUUUCUUGGCGGAAUGGCAGUGCCGAGCUGACGGCCAGUGAACGGGUCCACAUCAACGACAAAGGUGACGUCGUUACCUUAACUAACGUGAGCCGCUACGACGAGGGACCUUUCAUGUGUUUGGUGUUUAACAACUUCAGCAACUCCACCAGCCAUCCUGUGAAACUCUCCAUCAACUAUGGGCCAGAAGGCAUCGAUUUAAAGUUAUUUCCGUCACAAGACUACUUUGAGAGAGGGUCAAACAUUAGCUUGACCUGCUCUGCUGCAUCCAGACCUCCUGCCGAGUUUCAGUGGUUUCUCAACGGAGACUUGCUGCCUAAAACCAGACCGGUGCUCAAACUGAGGAAUGUUCAAGAGAAUCAAAGUGGGAACUACAGUUGUCGGGCUUUUAAUAGCAAAACUCUGAAAGACCAGACAACCCGACCAUCAUCCAUCUUCAUACAGACACCAGUUUCCAAUGUGGUUCUCACUUCAAACGUCACCGCGAUGUUUGAGUUCCACUCCGUCACGAUGUCCUGCUCCUUCUCUACGGGAUCAGGACUCGCUUUCCAUUGGUUGAAUGGCAGCUCUCAGGUCACUGCCAGCGAGAGAGUUAAUAUUAUGGACGGAGGUUCCACGCUUACCAUCGUCAACGUGACCCGCUUUGACCAGGGACCAUUCAGGUGCAACCUGUCCAAUGGCGUCAGUGAUGAAAUCAGCCGGCCGAUGCAUCUUUUUAUUCAGCAUGGACCUGACAGCUUGACUAUCGAAGGCCCGGACUCGGUCCACAUCGGACAACACAUAAUGCUUCACUGCUCUACCAUGUCCCUACCGACAGCGAGCUAUACAUGGCUAUUUGACGGAAACCCUGCAGGUGCACACGGGCCUGUGUACCUCAUCACUUCAAGCAGGGGCUCUGACGCUGGGAAGUACACCUGCACAGCCCAAAAUGCAGUCACAGGAAAGAGUGUAACAGGACACCACAAGUUAGACGUUUUGGGUGUGCUGGUCAAAGCAAACAAAGGUGUGGUCAAGUCUGUCAGUGUGAGAGUGCGCAGGUUUAGGGAGCAGAGGGGUGCGUGUUGGGCCCAGGACCUUCUGCCCCGCGGCCCCUUGAGCGGCGCCGUGUCGGGCUCCGUCACCUUCGCCACCGCCCUCGAACCGACCGUGCUCCCCUUCUACCUGGUCAGCUGGAGCUUCGGAGAGACGAAAGUCGUCACCUCCACUAACGGCGACACCAUCGGGCCGGGUUACGAAGACAGGAUCAAGCUGGAGCGAUCCACCGGGAGCCUGGUGCUCAGCAAGCUGACCAUGGCCGACAGCGGGGAGUACACGGUCUCCAUCAUAUCCGACGACGGCCGAGAGAGGGAGGGGACCAUCAGACUGAAUGUUUACGAGCCAGUCUCUGGAGCAACCAUCCGAGGCCCCACCACCGUCCUGACAGAAGACAAGGACUCGGCCAACGUCACCUGUGAGGCCUCGGGCACAGUCAGCUCUCGAAUUUGGACGAAAGACGGCCUACUUCUCUAUCCCACGGCCACGCGCAGCUUCUCCCACAACAACGCGACGGUCCUUUUUCGGCCUGUCCGCAGCUACGACCACGGCAGCUACCAGUGUCAGGUCAGCAACCCCAUCAGCGCCAUGACCGUGGCCUUCAACCUCAGUGUCAACUUCGGACCGCAUAACGUGUCCAUCGUGGGCCCUUCGACGGCCCCGGCCGGCAGCAAGGUGACACUGGAGUGCAAAGCCUACUCUUUCCCGCCGGCCACAUUCAGCUGGCUGUUCAACGACAACACAACCCACGUCAACGGCUCCUUGUACGUCAUCCAAAGGCUGGAGGGGAAAAGCGAAGGGAACUACACGUGCACGGCCAGGAACGCAGUGACCCGGCGGGAGAACUCCACAGUGCUGCACCUGAGAGAUUCCACACAUUUGAUACCAAAGCUGGUGACUUUGGGAGUUUUCCUGCUGAUCACAGCUGUCAUGGCGGCCGUCACCUGUGUCAUCAUCCUCAGAACAAGGCGUGAGGCAAUUGUCAAGUACGACGUGAGGACUGCUGAGAACUAA